Molecule: messenger RNA, 816 nt
Organism: Talaromyces atroroseus
Lineage: Eukaryota; Fungi; Ascomycota; Eurotiomycetes; Eurotiales; Trichocomaceae
Exons: 5
Coding region: 1-816 (271 amino acids)
Source: RefSeq, a predicted model, not a curated record
AUGCCGCAGCACAACAUUGCGCUUCACCACAAAUAUGGUCCGCUGACUCAAUUCUACUCAACAGCUGAAGCGUGGUACAAGGGCAAACCGUUACCGACUGUUAUCACAGCAAAGGGCCUAAACUAUCAUUCUCAAAUUCUGCACAUGGCUAGCAGUGCGUAUUCAGCAGCACCUAUGACUAGCUUUAAUAGAACCUCAGAGGUCAAGAUAGCUGUUGGCCUCAGUGCUGAGGAAGCUGCUUCGUAUCUUAAUCAGGUCGAUGACAAGGCUGAAAGGAUCUGUCUCAGGCAUAUUGGGCAACCCAAUGCACAGCAAUUACGCCGCUGCAAACAUCUACCUGGACUCGCUUGCCCGUCAUCGCCAUGCGGCUAUGUAAGAAGCGUGCUGUCCGUCGUUUUGCCGAUGAUUCUUGGCGUUGGGGUCGUGGCCGAGAACAUCGAGCUGGUGCAUGCUUUUAAGCAGAAAGGCAUGUACGGUAUUGACGAAGAAGCCCUUAUUGAGGCCUUCGAAACAGCCAUCACCUCCUCGCUCCAAGAGGCCGUCAAUGACUCUGCUGCGACUGAUAUCUUCUGGGUCGAGGAUCCUCGCUUCAGCCACGUAGUCCAUGUCGUCGAUGGUGCAGCCGGCCAACAAUCCAUCCUGGCAGCCAUCAAAGCUGCCACCUCUCUUGCAGAAGCUGUUGCUGCAGUCACGGAACGCUUCAUAGGGAAGCUGGCUCGCAAGAUACUUCUUGAGGAUGACGAAUUUGAGGCUGAUACGAAGUCCAUCGCUUUGUAUGGUAUUGAUAGCAUGAUCGGGGCUGAGCUCCGGAAUUGA